Sebastes umbrosus (honeycomb rockfish) is the source of this 1731-nucleotide messenger RNA. RefSeq names its product NACHT, LRR and PYD domains-containing protein 14-like. The record is from RefSeq and is a predicted model, not a curated record. The transcript is spliced from 7 exons. Bases 1 to 1383 code for a protein of 460 amino acids. Lineage: Eukaryota; Metazoa; Chordata; Actinopteri; Perciformes; Sebastidae. Gene Ontology annotation, molecular function: protein binding.
AUGGAAAAUGACAUUGUAUGUAAUGAUGUCUCUAUGCAACAGUGGAGAGUUCCUGUCUGUGUGCUCUUCAAAACAGUCUACUGCUUUGUUCACCUGAGCAUUCAGGAGUUUCUGGCUGCAGUCUACAUGUUCCACUGUUACACAAACAGCAACACAGAGGUACUGAAGGACUUCCUGGGAGAAAGAUAUGUUCAUUCAACCCUGGAUGACUUCCUGAAGAGAGCCAUGGUGAAAUCCCUUGAAAGUAAAAAUGGCCACCUGGACCUGUUUGUUCGCUUCCUUCAUGGCCUCUCUCUGGAGUCCAACCAGAAGCUCUUAGGAGGUCUGCAGGGUCGGACAGACAACAGUCCAGAAAUCAUCCAGGGAAUCAUCAACAACCUGAAGGAGAUGAACAGAGUUAAUACCUCUCCUGACAGAAGCAUCAACAUCUUCCACUGUCUGACGGAGAUGAACGACCACUCGGUACAUCAGGAGAUCCAAGAGUUCCUGAAGUCAGAGAACAGAUCAGAGAAGGAACUCUCUGUGUUCCAGUGCUCAGCUCUGGCCUACAUACUGCAGAUGUCAGAGGAGGUUCUGGAUGAGUUGGACCUGAACAAGUACAAGACAUCAGAGGAGGGACGACGGAGACUGAUUCCAGCUGUGAGGAACUGCAGAAAAGCUGUACUUUCUGGCUUUGGACUCUCAGAUCCUCACUUUGAAGUUGUGGCCUCAGCUCUGAAGUCCAACCCCUCCCAUCUGAGAGAGCUGCACCUGACUGACAACAACAACCUGAAGGAUUCAGGAGUGAAGCUGCUUUCUGCUGGACUGGAGAGUCCAAACUGUAGACUGGAGACUCUGAGAUUGUGGUGGUGCAGUUUGUCAGAGAUCAGCUGUGCUUCUCUGGCCUCAGCUCUGAAGUCCAACCCCUCCCAUCUGAGAGAGCUGGAUCUGAAAUACAACGACCUGAAGGAUUCAGGAGUGAAGCUGCUGUCUGAUCUGGUGGAGAGUCCACACUGUAGUCUGGAGACUCUGAGAUUGAGGAGCUGCUGGUUGUCAGAGAUCAGCUGUGCUUCUCUGGCCUCAGCUCUGAAGUCCAACCCCUCCCAUCUGAGAGAGCUGGAUCUGAGAAACAACAACCUGAAAGAUUCAGGAGUGAAGCUCCUGUGUGGUUUUCUGGAGAGUCCACACUGUAGACUGGAGACUCUGGGAUUGAGGUUCUGCAGUUUGUCAGAGAUCAGCUGUGCUUCUCUGGCCUCAGCUCUGAAGUCCAACCCCUCCCAUCUGAGAGAGCUGGAUCUGAGAGUCAACGACCUGAAGGAUUCAGGAGUGAAGCUGCUGUCUGAUCUGGUGGAGAGUCAACACUGUAGUCUGGAGACUCUGAGAUGGGAGGUGUCGGGGUGGUGAUCUCUGUCAGAGUGAGUGAUCAGAAAAGUGGAUGUGUUGAGAGGAUCAGCCGUGUCCUGAUGAUCCACAGAGGUUCACCACCUGGACCUGCAUCUGAUUUUGUCUUUGUUUAUUCAUUCAUGUAUUCUGAACCCAAAGUGCCUCUGCAGAAUAGUUCAGUUCAUGACAACAUAACUGUAGAUGAACACAUUUAAAUAGAUCUCUCUGCUCUGCUUUGUGUCGCAGCUCCACCCUGUGGAACGAUGGAGUUUUGCUGUUUACUUCCACAUAUUUCUAAAUAAGUUAAUAAAGUUACCCUAUUAAAACCGAGCCCUCAGGAAGAGCGUCUGCAUAUGACAUGAUAACUGA